Messenger RNA from Mauremys mutica (yellowpond turtle), 958 nucleotides. RefSeq names its product complement C4-B-like. Gene Ontology annotation, molecular function: endopeptidase inhibitor activity. Gene Ontology annotation, biological process: complement activation. The transcript has 8 exons. The annotation marks the transcript as partial. The record is from RefSeq and is a predicted model, not a curated record. Lineage: Eukaryota; Metazoa; Chordata; Testudines; Geoemydidae.
GUCUCCCCAGCGCAGCCCAGACCCCCAGGGACAGACGGGGCAGAGACGCACCCGGAGCAACAUGCACCUGCUGCUCUGCCUGGCCUGCGUGGGGGCCCUGGUGUGCACCAGCCACCAAGCCCCCGAGCUGCUGAUGGCGGCGCCGAGGCUGGUGCCGGUGGGCGUGGAGGUGGGGGUCCUGCUCCAGGCCGAGGGGGUGGCCGGGCAGCUCGACGGGACCCUCUACUUCCAGAACGAGGUCAACACGCGGCAGAAAUGCUCCGGCGAGAAGCUCUUCAGCCUGCGCCCCGAGAACGGCCACAUGCAGCUCCUCAGCCUGAAGGUGACCCCCGAGCUGGCGGGUCGCUGUGGCCUGGCCGCGCUGCGUCGGGGUCGCUACGUCCAGCUGGUCGCGCGGAGCCCCCAGCUGCCCCCCCCGGGCGCCCGGACCCUGAGACUGGCCUGGACGAGCCGGCGCGGGCAGCUCUUCAUCCAGACCGACAAGCCGGUCUACACGCCCCGGCAGAAGGUUCACUUCCGAGUCUUCGCCCUGAACCACGAGCUGCGCCCCACGGCCGAGUCCAUCACCAUCACUGUCCUGAACAGCCAGGGGCUGCAGGUGCGGAAGGUGGAGCGGUUCCCGCAGAACUGGGUCAUCACGGACCAGCUCUCGAUCCCCGACAUCUCCGAGCCCGGCACCUGGCGCAUCACGGCGCGGUUCUCCAACGCCCUCGAGUCCAACACCAGCGCCGAGUUCGAGGUGAAGAAAUACGUGCUCCCCAAUUUCGAGGUGAAGAUCGUCCCCGACCGGACCCACAUGCUGGUGAGGGGAGAGGGGGCCCCUGAUUUGCGCAUUGACCUGCAGGUCAGGUUCGUCUACGGGAAGGGGGUGAACGGUGUCGCCUACCUGAGGUUUGGGGUGAGCAACGAGGAUGGGGAGAAAACCUUCCUCAGGGGCCUGGAGCAACAGGUCACGGUG